Lathyrus sativus (Indian pea) is the source of this 1104-nucleotide messenger RNA. Lineage: Eukaryota; Viridiplantae; Streptophyta; Magnoliopsida; Fabales; Fabaceae. The record is from the annotation of a GenBank genome assembly.
AUGACAAACUGUUUUUCGCUUUUCCGAAGAAGAACGGGUAGUGGAUCGUCGAAAGGAUGCGAUGUGGAAGAUAACUUGAGCAGCAAGUCAAGCGUGAAUAGAGAAUACCUCAGUGCUUUCAGAACAAAAUCUUAUGUUGAAAUAUGUAACAAAGCUCAAGGACAUGGAAUUGAAAGCACGAGCACAAACGCGAGCACGAGAUCGCCACUCUCUACUUCUUGUUCCACUUCUUCUACUUUGCUAGAACCUCGAGAAGAAAUUGUUAGAAAUGUGAUUAAGAGUUUUAAGGUUCAUCAUCUUCUAGUGGAAUAUUUUGAAGCUAGCUUAGAAGCGUGUCUUUGUUGCGACAAAAUCCUUCAAGGUAUCCGUGAAACUCGAUUUGCUUAUGGAAUGUGCGCUAAUGCGUUUGUGGAGAAAGGCGACGAUGAGAAUGUUAUCUAUAAAGAGCUUGUUUCAUUUGUUAUUAACAACUCUUUGUGUUUGUCUAAUAAUGUUAUUAACUUUCGCGACAUUCAUGAAAAACAAGUGUUGCUUCUUGAUAGACUAAACGCGAAGAGAUUGAAACUAAGAAGAAGAACAACAAUAAAGAGGUUAUGCAAGAAAGUCGGAGGAAUCGGUUUAAUCGUUUCGCAAGCCGCUCUUUUGAUGGCUUUGUUAUUAGUUGCUUUCCAUAGCAUAAUUGGGUUGGCAGCUGCACCUUAUGUAAUGGGUGGAUUCUUUGGUUUGAUGAAGAAGAGAUUCAAAGGGGUUCAUGGAAAGUAUGGUUCUUGUGAAAAACUAUAUGAACAAAUAGAUGUAGCUGCAAAAGGGGUUUAUAUAAUGAUAAAUGAUUUGGGUACUAUGAGUAGAAUGGUUAAGAGGUUAGAGGAUGAAGUGGAACAUUGGAGAGAGGUUGCUGAUAUUUGUGUGAAGAAUUAUGGUAAUGGUAAUGGAAGAUGUGAAAUAUUGAAGAUGGUUGUGAGGGAAUUUUAUGAUUGUCAAACUAACUUUAUGGAUCAGUUGGAGGAGCUUGAAGAGCAUAUCUACUUGUGCUUUCUCACUGUUAAUAGAUCAAGAAGAUUGCUUAUGGAGAAGAUUACUGACAAGAAAUGUUCAAAAGAUUAA